This is a messenger RNA of Dufourea novaeangliae, 1592 nucleotides long. RefSeq names its product DNA-directed RNA polymerase III subunit RPC5 (gene Polr3E). Bases 68 to 1582 code for a protein of 504 amino acids. Gene Ontology annotation, cellular component: nucleus; RNA polymerase III complex. NCBI's taxonomy places the organism in Eukaryota, Metazoa, Arthropoda, Insecta, Hymenoptera, Halictidae. Gene Ontology annotation, biological process: DNA-templated transcription. The record is from RefSeq and is a predicted model, not a curated record. The transcript has 8 exons.
AUCAGUGUUUGCGUCGAAGCAUACUUGGGUAGGUCCAGGUGAUAAGUAGAAAGUAAAUAUUGUUUAAAUGUCUAACACUAAUGCGAUGGAAAAUGAAAAUGAUCCAGUGGUCAAAGAGAUCCCAGUGUUCCUUUCGAAAACACUUGCAGAGAAAUUGUUUAUUUUUCAAUAUCCUGUCCGACCUGCUAAAGAAGGCUAUGACAAUGCAACCGUUCUGAAAUCCUCCAUAAAACCACAAAAUCAAGAGGUUCUUAUGGAAGUAGCAAUAGACACACACAGUGUAAAUUAUGACCAAAGCAAAGGUGAACAAAUUGCAAUCAAUGCAGAUGGUGAUGCAAGAAGUGAACAAGAUGAUGACGACAGAGCUUUUGACAGUCAUUUUAUGGACAAAACAGUUUUACAAUCUUCUCGGGUAUUACCAAACUGUUCUAAUUAUGCAGUAGGUGUUUUUCAAGACGGAGAAUUGCAUUUAACACCUGUGACAGGAGUUGUUCAAAUGCGUCCACAGUUCAAUUACCUUGAUAAAAGUGAUAAACGUGUCAGAGAGGAAGCCAAAAAUAUGGGGGAAGAAUUAGAUGAAGAAGAAGAAGGCCCAAAACAAGUCAAUGUAACUUUUGCCAGACAGAAACCAGAGUUUAUGAAAAAGAUGCAGGAGCAAUCUUUUCAGCACCAUACCCAGAAAAGUUUAGAGGAGAGAUGGAUUCAUACAAACUAUAUUCCAACAAACAGCACUCAAGCAGAGCUUACACGUUUGGAAAUGUAUUGCUCUGCAACUGAUGAAACUGUAAAUACGCUGAAUUUAUCAAUGUCGCAAUAUUUAGAAUUAUUAGCACCAAGAAUGAAAGAAGAACAAUAUGUAAAAACAGAUAUUUCUAAUACUACAACAUCCCUUAAUUAUAUUAGAACCUUACCUCUUCUGGAUCAAAUUAGAACUCUUCUGAAAGAUGCCAAAGUUAUAUCAUUUGUACAGUUACGAUCAAUUUUAUCACCAGAUCAAGAAACAGCAGCUAUUUUAAAGUAUUUACAACAAGUAGCUGUUUUAGUACAGGGAAAUUGGGUUGUAAGUAGCGAACUUGUAUAUCCAAAGGAAAGUAUAUCUUCAUAUAAUGGCAUUCCCGCAGAACUUAUGUGUAGAGCUAGGGAUUACAUUUUAUUAUCUUUUACGGAACAUGAAUACUUAGAUAGAAAGACAAUUUCAUCGGUAGUUAAAUUACCCCCCGAAGAAAUUAAAGAAAUAUUUACAAACUUAGCAAUACACGAACCUAAAAAGGGUUGGCGUUUAAUAAUUCCGCCUGUUAAGGAUUUUAUUGAAAGAUAUCCUGAAAUAGCACAAAGGCAGGAAAUGUUUUGGGAAGCAAAACGAAAACAUCUCCGCGAAGCAAUGGAAGUCCAGAAUCAAGUUCCGCAACGUCAAAGGCGGAAGUCAAACAGAGAAUCUGUGGGAUCUGAAAAUGAGGAGAAAAACGUCGGACGUGGUAGAAAAACAUUAAGGGAUUCUUCGAUGUCCGACAAUGAUAGCGCAACGGAACCAGUGAAACAUAAAAAAACUAUUCGAUCUCGAAAAGUGUCUGAGACCACGUGACCAAAGUUGA